CUUAGCGAAAGAAGCCCGAACCCUUUCUCUUAAGAGAUUUAUCGACUACACUAACCAACUAAACUAUCCCCAUAAGAGUUUUGGCACCGGUACGGCAAUAACAGUGCCGGGCGUGGGAUCGGAGGAGUAUUUUAUUUUUUCCCCCCUCUCUCCCCGGGACCGGCAUUAUGGAUCAGGACUAUGAGUCUAGGCUGCUAAGGCAAAUCAACAUCCACAAUGCGAAUGCCAGCCCAGUGAAAUCUCCUGGCGCCCUUCGAGCUCUUUCGCCAGCCAGCUCCCCACUGUCGUCCCCGAGCAAGCACGGCGAUCGCUUCAUUCCUUCGCGUGCCGGCGCCAACUGGAGCGUCAACUUCCACCGCAUCAAUGAAAUUGAAAAGUCACACAAUCAAAACAGGAAAACGAAAGAUGGCACAGCAGACAGCAACAAAGCGGAUGGUCUCGCUUACUCCGCGCUGCUGAAGAACGAGCUUCUGGGAGCCGGUAUCGACAAAGUCCAGGACCCCCAGUCUGAGGACCGCCGUCUUCAGCCAUCCACUCCCACCAGGAGGAGCCUUUUUAAAUAUUCUUUGAGUACUAAGAGGUUUCUUGAAGAAGAUGGAAACGCAGUCUCUCCUUAUUCUUUAUCACCUGUCAGUAGCAACAGCCAGAAACUGCUACGGUCACCGCGGAAACCCAUGCGCAAGAUAUCCAAAAUACCUUUCAAAGUUCUCGACGCUCCAGAGCUUCAGGAUGACUUCUACCUCAACCUAGUGGACUGGUCCUCUCUCAAUGUACUCAGUGUGGGACUGGGCACUUGUGUGUACCUGUGGAGCGCCUGCACCAGCCAGGUGACGCGUUUGUGCGACCUUUCUGUAGAAGGAGACUCUGUUACAUCGGUGGGCUGGUCAGAAAGGGGCAACCUCGUCGCUGUGGGGACUCAUAAAGGGUAUGUUCAAAUCUGGGAUUCCGCCGCAGGGAAGAAGCUCUCUGCACUCGAGGGACACACGGCCAGAGUGGGUGCCUUGGCGUGGAACGCAGACCAGCUAUCGUCCGGCAGCCGCGAUAGGGUUAUCCUGCAGCGGGACAUCAGAGCCCCGCCUCUCCAGUCUGAACGCCGACUGCAGGGACACCGACAGGAAGUGUGUGGGCUGAAGUGGAGCACGGACCAUCAGCUCUUAGCAUCUGGUGGCAACGAUAACAAGUUGCUUGUGUGGAACCACUCGAGCGUCCUCCCAAUGCAGCAGUACACCGAGCACUUGGCGGCAGUCAAGGCCAUCGCUUGGUCCCCCCAUCAGCACGGCCUGCUGGCCUCCGGCGGGGGCACCGCCGACCGCUGCAUCCGCUUCUGGAACACCCUGACGGGUCAGCCCCUGUACUGCACUGACACGGGCUCCCAGGUGUGCAACCUGGCUUGGUCUAAGCACACCAACGAACUGGUUAGCACACAUGGUUACUCGCAGAACCAGAUCCUGGUGUGGAAGUACCCCUCCCUCACUCAGGUGGCCAAACUUACAGGACACUCCUACAGAGUUCUCUACCUGGCCAUGUCCCCUGAUGGAGAGGCCAUUGUGACAGGGGCAGGAGAUGAAACGCUCCGCUUCUGGAAUGUCUUUAGCAAGAUGAGAUCCACUAAGGAGUCUGUGUCAGUCCUCAACCUUUUCACCAGGAUCCGGUAGUGAGCACACUCAGCACUACUGCGGAUGAAAAAUGGGAAUUCCCUUUUGCAUGCAUCAUGUCCAGGCUUUAAAGUAUUGGCAUCAGUCAUCUGCAGACUAUCAUACUAUCACCGCAGCCACACGUAGUUUUCAAUGAUCACGGACUACAAAUGGGGUGAACAGACCCAAUUGUGCAUAACGGCAAAAUAUUCAGUUUUUGUCCUUUCUAAUUUUUAAAAAUUGUUUAAUAAUUUAUUCUGUGUUUUUUUUAUGUACGUGUACAGCAUUUUUUAGUAUAUUAUUAAUUUUGUGUUUGUCGUAUAAUUGUGUCAUUGCAAAUUUUGGUUAAAUCUGGGGAGUUUGGCAUUGCCUUCAGGGGGUUUGGGUUUGCGGAAAUACGAGCGAGUUUUGCAUAUGUGAGUUUGUUUAAUCAUGCCAGAACAAAACAGUGUUGUUUGAGAGAGCACAAAAAUGAGAAAUUUAAGCCUCACCAGCCACCAGAAAAUAUAAAUAUUGCCUAUCAGGUUCAUUAGUAACAGCAAUUAAAGCCUUACAAUAUAAACAAUUAGCUGCACAGUAAAAAAUAUUCUGCUUUGUUAAUUUUAUGACGCUUGACUUGUGAUAUUUAUGUGCAGACGCUUGUUUUGUCUAAUCUGCAGGACGUCUUCCGUAUGUAUCGUCCGCAACCCUCCCCACAUUUUGACUUAUUUCCCCGUUUGAUUGCCGAGUCAACGAUUGUGCCACAUUUACAUUAAUGCUAUUUAUUUGUGUUGUGUAACGAAGUUCUUGUACAGUAACGGCAUGCUUGGUGACUUCAUAUGAGUGGAGAAAAGCAGUUUAAUGCCACUUGAACGUCAGUGUACUUGUUAUCACAACUUGACUUACACAUUGAAUGUUCAAUAAUGUCUAUUUCUGUACUCAGGUAAUGGACAAUUAAA
This is a messenger RNA of Phycodurus eques (leafy seadragon), 2572 nucleotides long. RefSeq names its product fizzy/cell division cycle 20 related 1a (gene fzr1a). Gene Ontology annotation, cellular component: anaphase-promoting complex. Gene Ontology annotation, biological process: anaphase-promoting complex-dependent catabolic process; positive regulation of ubiquitin protein ligase activity; positive regulation of anaphase-promoting complex-dependent catabolic process. Gene Ontology annotation, molecular function: ubiquitin ligase activator activity; protein binding; anaphase-promoting complex binding. The coding region runs from base 168 to 1655 and encodes 495 amino acids. NCBI's taxonomy places the organism in Eukaryota, Metazoa, Chordata, Actinopteri, Syngnathiformes, Syngnathidae. The transcript has 14 exons. The record is from RefSeq and is a predicted model, not a curated record.